Messenger RNA from Alternaria hordeiaustralica, 939 nucleotides. RefSeq lists its product as uncharacterized. NCBI's taxonomy places the organism in Eukaryota, Fungi, Ascomycota, Dothideomycetes, Pleosporales, Pleosporaceae. The transcript is spliced from 2 exons. The coding region runs from base 1 to 939 and encodes 312 amino acids. The record is from RefSeq and is a predicted model, not a curated record.
AUGGCCGAUCCAAUCAGCAUCGCAUCUGGUGUUAUCACUCUUGCUGCUUUUGCUUUCCGUUCCAGCGUUUCACUCUAUCAAGUUGUCGAAAGCUUCCAAAGAUCGUCAAAAGAGAUACGCGAGCUGGCGGAAGAGUUGACCGGGUUCCAGAACGCCACAGAUACCCUCCAAAACAUUGCAUCCACGUACGAAUCGCGUUUCAGUGCUCUCAGUCUCACCCUAAUUUACUGCGGUGAGACUUGCCAAGAAUACCAAAAGCUCAUCGAAACUUGCUCCAAGCAUUCAAAAGACUCGAGAUCAAGCGUCAGAGACUGGGCCAGGCUACAAUACAAGGGAGAUACCAUCCAUGACUUCAAGGAAAAGCUCGCUUUGUACAGGAGCACCAUCACAAUGGCUGUUACCAGCGAGACCUUACGCACCACUGCCUCGACCACAGUCGAGGUUCAAGACGUGAGGAAGCAGCUUGAGGGAAUGAUUGAGGAAAACAGAAACGAGCUCAAUGAUGCACUUCAGAUCAUGACAUCGAGGCUGGAACUCGCAAGCGAAGGGAAGAACGCAGAGGAAGACGUUUCCGAUGACCAGAAACGACAGUCCGCUGAGGUUCAAAGCAUCAAGGAUUGUCUCGCAGUAUGCUCAAAGGCUUCGGAGCGUCUCAAGCAAGCUGGGGACCAUGAGUAUGAAGACGUGAUCGUUGAUCGCGCAGGAAAACAGAUCAUCGUGUCCACGACAGGCGGCAAGCUAACGGCAAGGCGAGUGAAAUGUGCCGUGGAUGCCAGUCAGGUGCUGGGGGCAAUGUCAUCAGCUGACCUCGAGCGAACACUUAGCUUCUUACCUACUGGUUCGGACCGAACGACAGCUCAGCAAAAUCAGUCUCGGUUCAGCACGCCUAUCCAAGACGUCUGCGAGCUGGGUGGCAAGCCGGUGGAUCGUCGCGGAUAG